Molecule: messenger RNA, 1569 nt
Organism: Danio aesculapii
Lineage: Eukaryota; Metazoa; Chordata; Actinopteri; Cypriniformes; Danionidae
Gene: tnni4a
Product: troponin I4a
Exons: 5
Biological process (GO): muscle contraction
Cellular component (GO): troponin complex
Source: RefSeq, a predicted model, not a curated record
CUUGUGCUGUUUCUGCAGAAAAAGAAGAACAAAUCAGUGUCCAAGUAUUCAGCAACACGCAGACUACUGCUAAAGAGUAAACUGCUGAAAAAGGCGGAAAGCCUGCUGGUGAAAGAGAAAGAGCAGAAGGAUUUGGAGAGAGAAAACACCCUGCAGGAGCGAGCACCGCCGCUGAACCUCUCCGGUCUAUCUGUUCAAGAGCUGCAGGAGCUUUGUAGAGAUUUGCACCACAAGAUUGAUGUUGUGGAUGAAGCGCGAUAUGACCUUAAUAUUAAAGUGACCAGAAAUGAUGCUGAGAUACUCUCAUUAACCCAGAAGGUCUAUGAGCUGAAGGGCAAAAUGAAGCGUCCGACUCUGCGGCGGGUGAAGAAGUCGGCGGACGCCAUGCUGGGAGCGUUAACAGACUCCAGAGUCUCCAAAGCAGACUUCAAAGCCAACCUCAAAACAGUGAAAAAGGAGGAAGAAAAGAAGGAAGAGGUCACAGACUGGAGGAAGAACGUGGAGGCGAUGUCUGGCAUGGAGGGCAGGAAGAAACUUUUCGAUGCCGGACAGUAAACAGGGUGAAAACUAGAUGCUAAAACUAGAUGCAAAACUCUAUUGUUAUGAAUUAAAGUCACAUUCUUUUGUUGUUAAAGAGGUAGUUCACACAAAAAAAAGAAAAUUCUGUCAUCUUUUAACUCACUUUUUCCUUGUUUAAAAUCUUUCAUUCAUCUGUUGAACACAUAAAGAUCUUUUGAAUAAUGUCGGAAGCUUGUAACCUUUGAUUUUCAUAUUUGUUUUUCCUACUAUGGGAGUCAAUGGUUACAGGUUUUCAGCUUUCUUCAAAAUAUCUUCAAAAUAUUCUUUAAAACUCACUCUCUACUUGUUUUUAAACCUUUUUGAGUUUUUUUUCAUCUGUUGAACACAAAAGAAGAUAUUUUGAAGAAUGUUGGAAACCUGUAAUCAUUGACUUUCAUAUUUGAUUUUCCUAUCAUGGGAGUCAAUGGUUACAGGUUUUCAGCUUUCUUCAGAAUAUCUUCUUUUGUGUUCCACACAACUCACUCUUAAGUCCCUCUUUACUUGUUCCAAACAUUUAAUUUAUUUUGUCUGCUGAACAUAAAAGAAGAUAGUAGGAAAAACAAACAUGAAAAUCAGUGGUUACAAGCUUUCAACAUUCUACAAAAUGAAUGUUGAAAGCUUGUAACCACUGAUUUUCAUUUUUGUUUUUCCAACUAUGAGUGAUUACAGGUUUUCAGCUUUCUUCAAUAUAUCUUUUUUUGUGUUCAACACAACUCAUUCUUAAGUCACUCUUUACUUGUAGUUUAUUUAGUUUAUUUUGUCUGCUGAGCAUAAAAGAAGAUAUUUUGAAGAAUGUUGGAAACUUGUAACCGCUGACAGCUUUCUUCAAAAUGUCUUCCUUUGUGUUUAACAAAUGAAAGAAAUUUGUAAAUGUUUGAAAGGAGUAAGUGUGAGUAAAGUAUGACAGAAUUUUCAUUUUUGGUGAACUGUCCCUUUAAUUCUGUAGUUGUUUUGAUUUGCCUGUUUGGCUUGAACACUAUAUUAAAUUUUGAUUUGCUGCUUAUACAUACA